AUGGAGACUUUUAUCCAUGAUUUCUCUGGGAGCCCUUCCAGAAAUUCUCGAAGGCCUAAGCAAAGCCCAGGCCUAAGAGGGGGUUUGGAAAUAGUUUUCAACCAGCAAUAG
This is a messenger RNA of Vicia villosa (hairy vetch), 111 nucleotides long. RefSeq lists its product as uncharacterized. The record is from RefSeq and is a predicted model, not a curated record. Lineage: Eukaryota; Viridiplantae; Streptophyta; Magnoliopsida; Fabales; Fabaceae. The transcript is spliced from 2 exons. Bases 1 to 111 code for a protein of 36 amino acids.